Molecule: messenger RNA, 4925 nt
Organism: Syngnathus typhle (broad-nosed pipefish)
Lineage: Eukaryota; Metazoa; Chordata; Actinopteri; Syngnathiformes; Syngnathidae
Exons: 4
Coding region: 50-2878 (942 amino acids)
Biological process (GO): DNA repair; telomere maintenance
Molecular function (GO): DNA helicase activity
Source: RefSeq, a predicted model, not a curated record
GUCCUCUCGCAGUGUGGUAUUUGUACAAACGAGUGACAAUCCGCUGAAAAUGAGUUAUCCUCUCUCGCUCCUUGAGGGCAAAACGCAGGAGUCUCAUGAAGUGUGGAUGACUGGCCUGCCAGACAAAUAUAAAAGCAGACCCCAAACGAAGGACUUUGAAGUGAUGUGCUUGGCCGAUUUUGCAUCAACAUGCAGAAUUGUUUAUGGAAAACAGGUAAAAGGCAAAAAUGUUUUGCCUCUGCUGAACGACAUGGGCUUUGUCCAGAAAAGAAAAGAAAAAGCUGCGGUCAUCAAAUACUGCAAAUUCUCUGAACAAAAGAAUCCAGAGGAAUAUUACUGCUCCUUGCUCAAGCUGUACCUGCCUCAUCGUGCUAAUUGCCAGUUAAAAUCUGAACGCUGUCCCUCAUAUCAGUUGUUUCAUGAUCAUGCCUGUGUACAGUUACCAUAUAACGACUCUGUGGAGCGUGUGUGCGAAAUUGUCAACAGGAACAGAGAAAGGUAUGAGAAGCACAGUAAAGACAUUGACGAUGCCAUCCAAGAGGUGGAGGAGAGCGGGCUCGUCAUAAACGAAUGGUGCCACCUGGCUCCUGAGAGCGAGUUGCAAAGACUCGAAUGCAUUGAGGAAAACAACGCAAGAGAUGAACCAAAUGACAACGUGGAGGACAAUGUCCCGGACUAUAACGUAAGGUCAGAAACGUCUGAAAUUUCCAUUGCGACAGAAGCUGCUGCCAUCGAUCCCGCAGUGUUACGUGACAUGUAUCGGAACCUGAACCAAAAGCAAGCGUCUGUUUUCUACAAGGUCAGAGAUUGGUGCAUAAAACGUGUGUGUAGCUCAAAGCCCAUCGAGCAGUUCUUCUACCACAUCAACGGUGGCGCCGGGACCGGCAAAUCGCAUCUCAUUAAGUGUAUCCACACCGAGGCUACCAAAAUACUGCAAAGACUACCACGACUGGCUGAGGAGGCCGACAUUUCCAAACAGACGGUCGUUCUCGCAGCCUUCACUGGCACGGCGGCAUUCAACAUUUCUGGGACAACUUUGCAUUGUCUGCUCAAACUGCCGAGAAGUCUCAAACCCCCGUACCACGGCCUGGGCAAUAAACUGGACGAAGUCAGAGCCGAGCUGUCGAUCGCCCAAAUACUCAUCAUCGACGAGAUUUCCAUGGUGUCCAAAGACCUCUUUGCCUACGUGAAUGCCAGGUUGAUACAAAUCAAAGGCAUCAAUUUACCUUUUGGUGGCAUGUCUGUUCUUGCUGUUGGAGAUUUCUUUCAGCUCCCUCCCGUGAGACAGUCCAAACCGCUAUGCGUGUACGAUCCCACUCGGCUGGACCACUGGCGUGACAACUUCAAAAAGAUCACGCUCACCGCCAUCAUGAGGCAGAAAGACGAUGUUGCCUUUGCCGAACUGCUGAACCGACUCCGGGUGAAAGAAAAGUCUGAUGAACUUUCGGAACUGGACAGAGCUCUUCUUGCUACGAGGUACACUUCUCCAGAAAUGUGUCCAAGUCAUAUUCUGCAUGUUUUUGCCACCAAUAAACAGGUAGAUGGCCAUAACUCUGCGAUGCUGGAUCUGCUUCAUAAGGACAUUGUACAAAUUGAUGCAGAUGACUACAAGAAGGACAAACAAACCGGCAGAAUGGCGAGGCAAACUUUCCCUGUGCAAGGCGCUAAGAGCGAGCUCCCGGACUCGAUCAGAGUUGCCCUCGGUGCUCGUGUUAUGCUCACGCGUAAUUUUGAUGUUCAAGCAGGUCUGUGCAACGGGACGUUUGGAAAAAUUGUGGAAUUGGUCAACUAUCCGAAUGAAGCCCGCGUAAAGAAAGUUGGGUUGGAACUUGAUCAUGUGAGUAACACAGCGCGUGCCGCUAACCGUGUGUACAUUGACAGACAGGAGGAGAAGCUGAAAAAGCCUGGAGUGACGCGCCGACAGUUUCCCAUCAAGCUUGCUUUUGCCUGCACGAUCCACAAGGUACAAGGCAUGACAACGUCAGAGGCUGCUGUUUCGCUGAAAGGCGUUUUCGAACACGGCAUGGGGUACGUAGCUCUGAGUAGAGUGACCUCGCUCAGCGGUCUGCAUAUUCUGCAUAUGGACGAGAGAAGACUUCAUGCAAAUCCAGAAAUCACUGCUGCUCUUGCUGAGAUGGCAGAGGAUUCUUUGGAGAGCGUCAUGCCACUCCUUCACGUGAUGCCGUCGGUAGAUCGAGCAAAUCACCUGGUUGUCGUCCAUCAUAACACCGAAGGGCUGUCUUGUCAUGUGCAGGACAUCAGGUGCCACCACGAGCUGCACUUUGCUGAUGUUUUGUGCUUCACAGAGACACACCUUCAAGGAUCUGUGGCUGAUGGACGUGCCUGCUUGGAAGGCUUCACAAUGUUUCACAGGAACCGAAGAGAUUCUUACACAAACUGUCCUGACUUGGCAACAAAACUUGGUGGCGGCGUAGGUAUUUGUGUCAAAAGUCACAUUGCAGCCCAGGAAAAGAAAUACAUACAGGGUGUGACCGACAUUGAAUUUGUUGUGGUGAAACUUGAAGCUCCCCUCAAUGUGUUGAUUGCUGCCGUUUACAGGCCUCCAGGCAACAGUCUGCGCACUUUUCUGCCAAGCUUGGGAAAUCUCUUGCGGUACCUUGAAGUAAUGGACCAUCAUCAGAUCUUGGUUUGUGGAGAUUUUAAUGAAGAUAUGCUAUCUGCCUCAUUCAAGCCCAUUCUCGAUUUGUUUCGCUCAACAGGUUACACGCAACUCAUAACCACUGCUACCACUGACAAAAACACAUUGCUUGACUUAAUUUUUGUCUCUCGACCUCAGUGUGCUCUUCAUUCAGGUGUCUUGCAAACGUACUACAGCUAUCACAAUCCUGUUUUCUGUGUUUUGGCCACUGAAAGGUAAGUCACAGCUAAAUCAUGUGGUUCAGCAUUUGCAAAAAGGAUGGAAAUCAGAACGUGAACGUUGUCGUAAGUGUAUAAUAUUAGUGGUGGGAUGUGGUGGGUGAUUUGUUGCCUUUAGGUGAGAUGGGAUCUGGGGCGAAAGUUGCUCAAAAUGACAAAUGAAAGAAACCUGCUGGAAUAGUGGUUGGGGGUCGGUGAGGAAUCACGUUGAGUUAAGGGAAGGCAGAGGCUUAUUAAAAUUUCAAAAAGCCUUCCCUUAACUCAACUUUUUAAUUUUUAAAAAGCCUUCCCUUAACUCAACUUUUUAUUUUUAAAAAGCCUUCCCUUAACUUAACGUUUUAAUUUUUAAAAAUGUUACUUUUAUUUUUUUUAAAUUUUAACUUUUAAAACUUUUACCUUUUUACAUUUUUAAAUUAACUUAUGGUUGAGAGGAGACUUUUUAACUUUUUAAACCUUUAUUUUACAAUCAAAUUUUAACCUUUUAAACCUUUAUUUUACAAUCAAAUUUUAACCUUUUAAAACUUUAUUUUACAAUCAAAUUUUAAAAUUUUAAACCUUUAUUUUACAAUCAAAUUUUAACCUUUUAAACCUUUAUUUUACAAUCAAAUUUUAAAGAUGAGUUAAGGGAAGGCCUUUUACAUUUUAAUUUUUUAAUUGUUUUGAACUUUUAUUUUGAAUUUUUUUGAAUGUCAUAAUCACCAGGCGAGAACAGAAAACAGAUGAGGUAAGUUGCUCGUCAUGAAACAUGUUUUUUCCUUUCUUUCUAAAGAGAGUAAAUGCUGCUAUUUCACUCCUUUGUAUUUUAACAGUUUUUAUCUGGCGAAAGCAGUUCAUCCCAGAAUGGAGGCCAGAGGUAGGCAUGACAUAUCACCUUAUUGUAAUGUAAUUAUAAAAUUGUAACAUGUUGUAAUUUAUAGUUAAGCUUGUGUAAGCCCUCUGUACAAUCAUACAUUUUCAAUCAACUUUGCUGGAUUGUCCUUUUUUCUCCACAAAGACCUUGAGCAUGCAAAAACAUUCAUCAUGGACGAAUGACUCCCAAGCAGACUCAAGGCACGCCACCCCUACAACAUGGCAGCACAAGAGAUGCUCAAUUCCAUCCCUGAAGACAUCUCCAGAGAUGCCUGGCUGGCAGCAGCUUGGAAGCAGGAGUGGGAGGCAGCUGGCCCCUCCCUCAUGCACAGUUAUGUCUGGGAACCAGGAGACGGCGCCAUAGGAGGAGACGAACUACCUCGCCAGCAGUGGACCACACUGAACCGCUUAAGAACUGGUGUUGGGCGCUUCAACAUGUCUAGUGGGGUCUGGCGGACAGUGCGGCAUGCGAGUGCGGAGCCCUCGAGCAGACAGCCGACCACACCAUCAACACCUACACCAACAUAUAGACCACCCUCAGAGGCCGGCCUCUUCGACCUGGGACCAGAGAUGCUGGCGUGGCUCCACGACACCAAGUUGGAGCGCUGACGUUACACGAGAGAGAGAGAGAGAGAGAGAGAGAGAGAGAGAGAGAGAGAGAGAGAGAGAGAGAGAGAGAGAGAGAGAGAGAGAGAGACUCCCAAACCAGGGUGGCAAGAAGCAGGACUUCUCAUUCCUCUUUUUCUAUGUUGCGUGUGGCUCCACAUGCUCCAUUUGUAUAGACCAUUUGUUUGGCCACCUUGGUACUCAGCCUUGAUGAGACCUGGCCUGUCUCGCCAAAAAAAUGACCGACAUUUUAAGAAGAUCCAUGGGACCAGUGUUAUUCUCCUUUUCUAUUGACUCCAAGCAACAGCACAGGGAGAGCCAAGACUUUCCAAAAGACCUGUACAACGGAGGCCAGCAUCAUGAAACACAAACUCCCAAACCAGCACGGUAACAUGAAACACAAACUCCCAAACCAGCAUGGUAACACACAGGACUUCUUCUGAUUCUUCUUAUGUUCUUGGGUCUUGCCUGUGGUUCUACACGCAUCCAGAAAUGCAGACAAAGAACAGCUUGGCCUUUAACAGUCGGAAGCCUCUGAUUUUACUCUACUAAGCCUCAGAUACAGUCUGUUUUCUGUUCUCAUUCAGUCAUUC